CCGAGCAAGUCCAGACACAUGCGGAGCUCAGAGCCCGGAGCGACUCUCUCUCUCUCGUUCUCCCUCUCCCUCCCUUUCUCUCGCUCUCAGUCCGGUUUAAUACGGAUCUUCUGACCUGCUCUCUCAAUAAACCCGCCGUAUCCCGUCAUCGCCCCGUGUUUCCAGCAGCGCGCUUGAUGUUCGAGGUCUGAUCCGUGAAGUUCUCCAUGCGCGCUUGCUCGCGGAGAUGUGGACGCUGCUGAUCAGGCUGGAUCUGGUCUCAUGAGCCGGUGGUGUCUUCUGCUGUGGAAUUCUGUUUUCGCUUUGAAAACUGCUGCUUGGACAAAUGCAUACAAAUGCAUUUAGGAGCCCAACGGACAAGGAGUGGACAAGUUUCUCCCACAACGACAACGAGAUUCCUCGUCCUCCUCCUGUCAACAUGUGCGGCGCUGCUGUCAGCAGAAGAGCCAUCAGCAGCUCCAGGUGUAGACCUUAUUCAUCAGCUGGGCCUUUCCGGUCAAAGAGACAUACACUCUUCUGGGACACCUUACCUCACCUCCCUUGCCUCAUCUCUGUCCAUUCUGCCCCCUGGUGUUGGGGUUAUCCUCGGACGGGAUGCCCUCAUUGAGGCCCCAUCAGUGGACCUGCUCCCCGCAGGCGUGGAGGAGGAGUUUUCUAUCAUAGUGAGUUUAAGCUCCUGGCGAGCGAACAAUGCCUUUAUUUUUAGUGUGCGUGACGACAGGGACAGACUGCAGUUUGGCUUGCAGCUCCUGCCCGGAAGGGUAGUGGUUUACAUAGGCGAGAAAGCGUCGAUCUACUUCAAGUACGAUGUGCAAGAUGGACAGUGGCAUUCCUUCUCUGUGGGGGUCCGGCCACGCUCCAUAUCUUUCCAAGCACGCUGCGGGGCUGUGCAGUAUGGCGAGGAAACGCUGACCCAUCCACAGACGUUGAGCUCUGAAGGCCGCCUCUCUGUGGGAAGGAUGGACUCCAGGGCGGUGCAGUUUGAAGGAGCAUUAUGCCAGCUGGAUAUUUACCCCUCUGCCCAAGCUGCGGCGCACUACUGCGACUAUGUUAAAAAACAGUGCAGACUGUCCGACACCUUCCGAUCUCUGUCAGGGAGCUCAGAAUCCCAAUUCCCAUCGGUUUCACCUUCCCCAAAGUUUCACCGCAGCUCUUCGGAAUCACACACAUUUACCCCAACUCUUGCGGAUCACUCCACCAACACUAUUCCCACAGCACUUUUUGACCAGUUUUCAACCGCAAGCUCUCCGAUUUUUCGCUCCAGCACACCUAGGUACAUGAACCCAUCUCCAAGAACCUUCAGCAAGGUGCAAUCCCUGGACCUCACUCCAGAGACUUCCACGAGCAACCCCGCAACAGAGAAGACCCUUGACGGUGAAAAUGACACUGAGAAUCAGCCGCUUCUCAAGAAGCCCAGAGCAACUCGGGCCACCCCGGACUUGAGCACCAUCGUCAAGCAGAGCCGUUUGAAAGAGGCCUUGAGGAAUGAAGGUAGAUCCCACCAAUCCAACAAAGAGCUUCUGCAGGCCAAUCCUAAAGUGAACAGCACCAUCCUGUACCGUGAAGAGAGCAGCUAUAACCUGGUGGACCAAUCUGAGGAUCCGGUCCAGGAGGGGCUCGACGCAGGAUACUCUGAGGGUUAUGGAUACGACUAUGGUUUUGAAGAAGACGAAUAUUUCUUCGACUAUGAUGGAUUUGUUGGUCCUAAAGGAGAACCGGGUCCUCCAGGUCCCGUCGGCCCCCCAGGUCUCCCCGGACCCCCUGGAAAGAGAGGACCGCGGGGAGCAAAAGGUGAUCCUGGACUGUCCCCGGGUCAAGCGCCGGCAGGUGAUAAGGGUGAAAGAGGACGGCUGGGUCCACAGGGUCCUAAAGGUGAAGCAGGUUCAAAGGGUCCCAAAGGCUAUCCAGGACCAGCAGGUCUGCCCGGAGAACAGGGUUUGCCGGGAUUGCCGGGCGUAUCUGGGGCGGCAGGUUACCCUGGCAGGCAGGGUUUGGCAGGACCGGAGGGAAACCCUGGACCUAAAGGUGUCAAUGGCUUCAUCGGACCUCCAGGAGUUGCAGGAGCGCCAGGACUGGAGGGAGAGAGAGGAAUUCCGGGUCCUGUGGGAAUCAAGGGUCCCAAAGGAAGACAGGGUGUUGUUGGAGAUGCGGGUGAGCGAGGGCCGCCCGGACCGGACGGAAACGAGGGGCCUGUCGGAGGAACCGGCAGCAGUGGAUUCCCAGGCCUGAGAGGUGAUCCGGGGCCCGAGGGACCCCGCGGCUUUCCUGGCAUUGUGGGACCUCAGGGCCUGACCGGAGGGGCGGGGCCUCCUGGAAUGAAAGGUGAUAAGGCUGAACCUGGAUUGAGGGGUGAACCGGGAGAGACUGGCUUUCAGGGCGACAAGGGGACGGCUGGUAAUCCAGGCCCGACGGGGCCACGCGGAAAACCAGGACCUCUCGGGAAAACAGGUGACCCGGGACCACAGGGGCCUCCGGGGCCACCAGGGCCUGAGGGUUUCCCAGGAGACAUUGGUGCACCAGGGCCCAACGGCCCCCCAGGACCAAAGGGUAUUCAAGGAGCCCGGGGCCCCCAGGGACCACCAGGGCCAAAAGGAACAGAGGGAGACGAAGGCCCCCCGGGUCCACCUGGAAAGCCUGGUCCCACUGGACGAAUAGGACGGAAGGGUUUCAUCGGUGAACCAGGACUUGAAGGACUGAAGGGAGAAAUUGGUGACCCAGGGAAUCCUGGAAAACACGGCCCCCCUGGUCCGGUUGGACUGAUUGGAAUAACCGGAGUGAUCGGACAACCUGGAGAAAAGGGUGAUCGAGGUCCUCCUGGUCCUUUGGGUCCUCCAGGAGAGAAAGGUUCAACAGGGUAUCCGGGUCUUCCAGGAGGUCCUGGGGAUUUCGGCCCGCAAGGUCCACCAGGUCCACAAGGGCCGAGAGGAGCAGCAGGCAUUUCCGGGCCGAAAGGACGAAGGGGCCCCAGGGGACAUGACGGCCCUCUAGGAGAGCCAGGCCCUGAGGGCAUAAAGGGUGAAAAAGGAUCGCCAGGGAAGAUUGGAGCUCCUGGAUUCAUCGGUAAAGCUGGAGCUCCAGGGAAGAGAGGAGCAGCAGGAGCGCCUGGUAAAGCAGGUCCUCCCGGAAGCACAGGUGAAAAAGGUCCUCCAGGUGAACCUGGCUCCAGAGGCCCUCCGGGGGACCCGGGCCCAGAUGGAGAGCAAGGUCACGAGGGACCUGCAGGACCUGAAGGAGAGCAGGGGCCUGUGGGUGAACCUGGAAUCAAGGGUGAAAUGGGGCCUGUCGGAGAGGAGGGUGAACUGGGCCAACCGGGCAUCAGAGGUCUUCCAGGGCCACCUGGAGAGGAUGGGCAUCAAGGGAAGGACGGACCAAAGGGUGAGCCAGGCGACCGUGGACCAAUGGGAGAAGCCGGAGAAAAGGGCGAGAUAGGUGACUCUGGCCCAAUAGGACCUCCUGGAGAUCCUGGGAAAAAGGGCUUCCCAGGACCUGAGGGCAAACAGGGUCUGCCGGGUAACCGAGGUCGUCCAGGAAAAAAGGGUGAAAAAGGGCCGCCAGGUCACUUGGGAGAAAUGGGCUCAUCUGGCGAAAUCGGACAGACGGGGGAGAGAGGACUCAAAGGUGCUCGUGGAACCAGAGGACCCGCAGGUCGACCAGGAGUUAUGGGACCUCAGGGAGAGCCAGGACUUCAAGGUUACACAGGUCACACUGGUAAGCAAGGUCCAGCAGGGCCCCCGGGACCAAAGGGAGAAAAGGGUUACCCAGGAGAAGACAGUAAAACGGCAGGACCGCCUGGGCCCUUAGGUGAACCAGGCGCUCCAGGAGAGAAGGGUGAACGUGGGGAACCAGGAGAGGACGGAUAUCAGGGUCAUGCAGGGGUCACAGGCGCCCGUGGUGCGAUCGGUCAGCAGGGAUCUCCUGGAUCUCCUGGGCUUCCUGGUGAAGCAGGACCCAUAGGCGAGAAGGGAGUUCAGGGACUCGCUGGGAAGAAAGGAUCCCGAGGUCCCGCUGGAGCUCCAGGUCCUGAAGGUCCGGUUGGUUUGCCGGGGCCCAGAGGGACAGAUGGGUAUCCGGGAUCCGAUGGGCUUCCUGGUCUUCCUGGUUUACCGGGUCUGCCUGGAUCCAAAGGCCGAACAGGUCAGCGCGGUGACGUUGGUCUGGAGGGGAGGGCGGGACUUCCUGGCCCGCAGGGCGAGCUCGGACUUCCUGGUGUCAUCGGAGAGGGAGGGCCAGCGGGGUCAAAGGGUGAGAUGGGUUUGGCGGGCGACAGAGGACCGGCGGGUGCUAAAGGCAUGGAGGGGGCGACGGGAGACCAGGGCGUGAAAGGAGAGCAAGGUGCCAAAGGAGAACCAGGUGAGGUGGGAGACACAGGCAUGCUGGGACUCCAGGGCUUUCCGGGACCCAAGGGUCCAGACGGAGAUUUGGGGUUCGCUGGUAUUCCUGGACGCAAAGGGCCGGCGGGAGUUCUGGGUUUCUCUGGUCCUGUGGGUCCGCUGGGAAUGAUCGGUCCGGUGGGGAAGCCUGGUAACAGAGGACCCAAAGGAAGCCGUGGAGAGAUGGGGCCUCAGGGGCCGCAGGGCAGUCCAGGGCCACAGGGGCCUCCAGGUUUACCCGGCCCAUCGAUACGCAUUAAUACGGACGUUCAAGCGCGGAUGGAGUCCAAUGCACAUCUAGAGCUGGAGAGUUACCAGAACACCGACGCGUCUCUGUCGGAGCAGAGCGCUGAGAUCUUCAGGACGCUGCAGUAUCUGAGCAGCGUCAUCGACAGCAUGAAAACACCGCUGGGAACGAGAGAAAACCCGGCCCGCUUCUGCAGAGACCUGCUGGACUGCCGACACACGAUGAGCGACGGAUUGUUCUGGAUCGAUCCAAAUCUGGGCUGCACGUCUGACGCCAUCCAGGUGUUCUGUAACUUCACGGCAGGAGGACAGACCUGCUUAAACCCUGUUAUAACGGAUAAGGCCACGUUUGAUGUCGGGAAAGUCCAGAUGAAGUUCUUACACUUGCUGAGCGUCACGGCGACCCAAACCGUGUCCCUCCACUGCUUCAGCAACCCGGCGAUGGUUGCCAUGGAGACGCCUCGGGCCCUGCAUUUCCGGGGUUGGAAGGGCCAGGUGUUCGAGGAAAACUCGCCUCGGAGUCCACAUGUGGCUCUGGACGACUGUGAGAUCCGUGAUGGCAGCUGGCACCAGUCGCGAUUCCUGUUUCAAACCCAGGACACUCAGCAGCUUCCCAUCGUGGACAUUCAAGGUCUCCAUCCCUCACGUCCAGGAGACCAGCGGCACGUGGAAGUGGGUCCUGUUUGCUUCCUGUGAAAUCACUGAAGGACUUGAAACGGUCCUGAUCCUCAAAUCAGAGCAGCGGCGAUCUGAGCGAUGGCAGCGAUCCUGGGACGUCCCGAAGAACAAGCGCGUCUCCAACCCGAGUGUUUUGAGAGACUGCUGUUGUGUUUUAUCUGUUGUGGUUCAGUAUGUCAGAAAGUCUCGGGCGAAGUCCUUGCGGAUCGAAUCAUUGCUAGAUAAACUGUCAGACGAGGUUGAUCUUGUUAGCAAACUAUGAAAAGGCCGACCUGGACUCUUUAGACGGUGCUCUACCUCCUUCACGUACAGGUGCUCGCGUUCAGGUGCAUCCGGCCCGAAACAAACUCUACGCAAGUACACAAAUGCAAACUCCGUUUGGUGCAUCAUUGUGUUUUGCAAUUUGUCUUCUACAGUCAGUUUUUCUUUUACAUCACGGUGGAGGCGCAGUUUAAAGGCAGUCUUGCUAAGCAAGUUAGAUAAAGUUAGAGUAGUUAAUCCAUAGACGAUUUUUAUAAGAACACUAUGUUUCCCUUCACGUGUUUUUAAAGGAAUUUUGGAGUAUUGCAUAAAAACGCCAACCAAUAAGUGCAUAAAAUCUUAAAAAAUUGGGGCAUGAUAUAAAAAACAUUUGAUGGAAGUGUCGAGAUGUGCAUAUAAUCUUUAACAUUUUGAUGGAAAUGCCAGUUAAGUGCAUGGAAUCUUAAAUAAAUUGGGGUUUCACAUAAAAAAAAAUGCUGAAUAAAAAUGCCAAGAAGCACAUAAAAUUGUAAAAAUUGUGGUAUCAUAUGAAACACACUGAAUAGAAACACCAAGAAGUGCAUAACAUUUUUUAAAUUGGGGUAUCACAUAAAAAACACAUUAAAUAAAAAAGGGGGGGGUUUACAUUAAAAAAUCCAGAUGAAAACACCAAGAAGCGCAUAAAAAUCUGAAAAUUUUGGGGAAUGACAAAAAAUCUUCAUGGAAACGCCAAGAAGUCCAUGAAUUCGUAAACAUAUUGGGGUUUUGCAUAAAAGCACUGGAUGGAAAUGGCAAAAAAUGCAUAAAAUCGUGAAAAAUUGGGGUUUUGCAUAAAAAAUGCUGAAUGGACAUGGCAAAAAUGCGUAAAAUCUUAAAAGAAAUUGGGGUUUCACAUUAAAAAAAUGCUGAAUAGAAAUGCCAAGAAGCGCAUAAAAUUGUAAAAAUUGUGCUAUCGUAUGAAACACGCUGAAUAGAAACACCAAGAAGUGCAUAACAUUUUUAAAAUUGGGGUAUCACAUAAAAAUAAAAAUAAAACACUGGAUGGAAAAGCCAGAAAUCGCAUUAAAUUCUAAAAAAAAAAAAAAGGGAGGGGGGGUGAUACAUUAAAAAAUCCAGAUGAAAACACCAAGAACUGCAUGAAUUUGUAAAAAUAUUGGGGUUUUGCAUAAAAGCACUGGAUGGAAAUGGCAAAAA
This is a messenger RNA of Sinocyclocheilus rhinocerous, 6728 nucleotides long. RefSeq names its product collagen alpha-1(XXIV) chain. Gene Ontology annotation, molecular function: extracellular matrix structural constituent. The coding region runs from base 336 to 5312 and encodes 1658 amino acids. The record is from RefSeq and is a predicted model, not a curated record. Gene Ontology annotation, cellular component: extracellular matrix. The transcript is spliced from 59 exons. Lineage: Eukaryota; Metazoa; Chordata; Actinopteri; Cypriniformes; Cyprinidae.